Penicillium cinerascens is the source of this 3261-nucleotide messenger RNA. Its product is annotated as ATPase AAA-type core. The transcript has 4 exons. Gene Ontology annotation, cellular component: mitochondrial matrix. NCBI's taxonomy places the organism in Eukaryota, Fungi, Ascomycota, Eurotiomycetes, Eurotiales, Aspergillaceae. Gene Ontology annotation, biological process: protein catabolic process; protein quality control for misfolded or incompletely synthesized proteins; mitochondrion organization. Gene Ontology annotation, molecular function: serine-type endopeptidase activity; ATP binding; single-stranded DNA binding. The record is from RefSeq and is a predicted model, not a curated record. The coding region runs from base 1 to 3261 and encodes 1086 amino acids.
AUGCUCCGCGGCCAGACCCUCCCCUGGAGAGCUGCGCUCCACCAAACACCUCGCCCUUUACUGCGCCGGCCAUUUCUAGCUUCGCCGAGGAAUAAUGCGAUCAUCCGGUCAGCAUUAAGUGUGGCCCGAGUCGGUCGCGUGCUUCCCUCCGCUCCCCGCACGUUCUCCUCAAGCUCCAUCCAACGGAAAGAGAAACCCCCACCGGAGGACCCAAAGGAGGAGUCGGAACAGAAGGAUGAAGGGACACAACAGGAUGACAAGGAAGCGGAGCGAACCCCUGAAUUCCGGAGGAAGCCAUCCGACUCUGGAAAGAAUGCGGAACAGACGGGCCCCACGCGGCGAAAGGACCGGUCGUCCGGUGAGAAGGAACAACGAGCUUUAGAGGAUGACGCCAAGAAGGAAGCCAAGGAAGCAGAAGGAAAGAAUGAUUCGGUCCAGCCAUCGCCCGUCCCGCCUAGUAGUGGCUCGGCCGACUCGAAGCCCAGUGCGGGAAGCAGUGGUGGGAAUGGCGGUAAUGACGACAGCGGAAAGAAGGGAAAGAAGGGAUCUGGAGAGAAGGCCCUCCAAAAACCAGCCGUCCCAGAUGUAUACCCCCAGGUGAUGGCAAUCCCCAUUGCGAAGCGUCCGCUGUUCCCCGGAUUCUACAAAGCGAUCACAAUCCGAGACCCGAACGUUGCCCUUGCGAUUCAGGACAUGAUGAAGCGAGGUCAGCCGUAUGUGGGUGCAUUUUUGUUUAAGGACGAUAAUGCCGACGGCGACUUGAUCGAAAAUCUGGAUGACGUCUACGAUACCGGAGUGUUCGCCCAAAUCACGGCCGCAUACCCCCUUCGCGGCGAAUCCAGUGGCGUGACAGCCGUACUUUACCCCCACCGGCGCAUCAAGAUCUCGUCACUGCUGCCUCCCAACGAAACCAACAAGAGUGGAACAACUGAGACCAAUGAAGACAAGACGACCGAGAAGCGAGGUGACGUCGUGGCCAGCUUUGAAGAGGUAGCACCUGAGAAUGCACCCAAGGACCACUAUGAACCCACUUCUGGCAUUAUCCGGGCAGUGACCAGUGAAAUUGUGAACGUGUGCAAGGAGAUCGCGACCUUGAAUCCCUUGUUCCGCGACCAGAUCUCGGCUUUUUAUACCGAUCAGUUCCCUGGAAACCUCAGUGAUGAACCCGCCAAGCUCGCCGACUUUGCUGCCGCAGUCUCGGCCGGUGAGCUUCACGAGAUGCAAGAAGUGCUCGAGACCAUGAACAUCGAAGAACGUCUUCCUAAAGCGCUUGUCGUUUUGAAGAAGGAAUUAAUGAAUGCCCAGCUACAGUCUAAGAUCACCAAGGAUGUGGAGGCCAAGAUCCAGAAGCGCCAGCGCGAAUACUGGCUCAUGGAACAGAUGAAGGGUAUCAAGCGAGAGCUUGGUAUUGAGUCUGACGGCAAGGAUAAGUUAGUGGAGAAGUUCAAGGAGAAGGCCGAGAAGCUUGCCAUGCCCGAGGCCGUCAAAAAGGUCUUUGAUGAGGAAAUCAACAAGCUGGCUCACUUGGAGCCCGCUGCCUCCGAGUUCAACGUUACUCGCAACUACCUGGACUGGUUGACUCAGAUUCCGUGGGGCCAGAAGAGCGUGGAGAACUUCGGCAUCAAAAACGCAGUUAGCGUCCUUGAUGAAGACCACUACGGUCUCAAGGAUGUGAAGGAUCGAAUUCUCGAGUUCAUUGCCGUUGGUAAGCUCCGUGGAACCGUGGAAGGAAAGAUCCUUUGUCUUGUUGGCCCUCCUGGUGUGGGCAAGACCAGUAUUGGCAAGUCGGUGGCUCGUGCCUUGAACCGCCAGUACUACCGCUUCUCCGUCGGUGGUCUGACUGAUGUUGCGGAGAUUAAGGGUCACCGUCGAACCUACGUCGGUGCCCUGCCUGGCCGUAUCAUUCAGGCCCUAAAGAAGUGUCAGACCGAGAACCCUCUGAUCCUGAUCGACGAGGUUGACAAGAUUGGCCGUGGCCACCAGGGCGACCCGUCUUCCGCCUUGCUGGAGCUUCUGGACCCCGAGCAGAACUCCUCGUUCCUGGACCACUACAUGGAUGUUCCCGUGGAUCUAUCCAAGGUCCUCUUUGUCUGCACGGCUAAUGUCACCGAUACUAUUCCCCGCCCCUUGCUGGAUCGUAUGGAGCUGAUCGAACUCUCCGGCUACGUGGCUGAUGAGAAGAUGGCGAUUGCCCAGCGAUACCUGGCACCCGCUGCCCGGGAGCUUACUGGCUUGAAGAACGUUGACGUGAACCUGAAUGAGGAUGCCAUCGAGGAGUUAAUCAAGUCUUACUGCCGGGAGAGUGGAGUCCGCAACCUGAAGAAACAGAUUGAGAAGGUGUACCGGAAGGCAGCAUUCAAGAUCGUUCAGGAUAUCGGCGAGGACGUUCUGUCGGAAGAAGCUGCGCUGACCGACGAGGGCAAGGCUGCCCAAGAGGAAUCCAAGGAGCAUGAGCCCUCCGACCCUGCCCAGGCCCCUAUCGAGCCCGAGAAGUCGACCACCGAGACCCCUCGAUUGGCCCUCAAGGUUCCUGAGAGCGUUCACCUCAGUAUCGGCAAAGAUACUCUGAAGGACUACGUCGGACCUCCCGUUUUCACCGCUGACCGUCUCUACGAUCGGUUCCCGCCAGGUGUCACCAUGGGUCUUGCUUGGACCAGCAUGGGUGGCGCUGCGCUCUACGUGGAGUGUAUCCUGGAGAACGCCCUCAACCACCAGUCGCGGCCGGGUCUGGAGAUCACCGGCAACCUGCAAAACGUCAUGAAGGAGUCCACGCACAUCGCCUACUCAUUUGCCAAGUCCGUUAUGGCGCGACAGUUCCCCGAGAACACGUUCUUCGAGAAGGCCAAGGUCCAUCUGCAUUGCCCCGAGGGUGCCGUUCCAAAGGAUGGACCAUCCGCCGGUAUCACCAUGGCCAGCGCCUUGCUGUCCCUGGCUCUUAACCACUCCCUCGACCCGACCAUUGCCAUGACGGGAGAGUUGACCGUCACGGGCAAGGUUCUUCGCAUCGGAGGCUUGAGAGAAAAGACUGUGGCUGCUCGUCGAGCUGGCGCGACCAAGAUCCUCUUCCCUGCGGACAACACAUCCGACUGGCUUGAGCUGCCUGAGAAUAUCAAAAAGGGCAUCGAAGGUCAUCCCGUUGGCUGGUACUCGGAAGUCUUCGACCUGUUGUUCCCCGAUCUCGACCACGACAGCGCCCGCAAGGUCUGGCAGAAGGCGCUAGCCAAGCCGAAGAAGAGCGAGGGUGAGGCUGAUGACGAGUAG